CGGCCGAGUCAGAUGUGCGCGGCGCCCGUGCGGAGGGCGGCAUGGCAGCAGCGUCGAACCCGUACAUCGGCACGUCGGCAGUGUCCAGCCUGACGUCGGUGCACCUGCCGCCGAGCCAGGCUAUGCAGGUGGCGGCAUCGCAGCCGACGGCGGGCUACGGCCGUGAACCGCCCGAGAUGAAGUACAUGCCACCGCAGCCGCACCACCAGGGAGGACCGAACGGUCUGUCGAGCCACCACCAUCACCAGUGGGUGUCCCUGCAGACGGACGCCUCCAUGUGGUCCAUGGCGCCGGCCAGCAUGGCCGACAUCAAGCCCGCGCAGGCGGCCGAGCUGGGCCACCACCACCCGCUGAGCGGGAGCCACCACGCGCGCAGCGCGCAGCACAUGGGCUCGUGGCACCACGCCGUGUCACCGCACAUGGGAGCCAUGGGCGGCAUGCACCCGCAGCACCACCAGCACCACCACCACCCGUACGGCGGCAUGAACGGCAUGCUGGGCGGCGCGGCCCACCCGGCCAUGCGAGAAGUCCCUCACGCCGACCAGGUGCCCCCCCACCCGCACAUGCACGGGCAGCACGACCCGCGCGCGCUGGACCACCACCACCGGCACCCCAGCGAAAGCGGAGAGGAGGAGGCGCCUAGUUCGGACGAUCUGGAACAGUUCGCCAAGCAGUUCAAGCAGCGUCGCAUCAAGCUCGGCUUUACACAAGCCGACGUCGGGCUGGCGCUCGGCACGCUGUACGGGAAUGUAUUCAGCCAGACGACCAUCUGCCGAUUCGAGGCGCUGCAGCUGAGCUUCAAGAACAUGUGCAAGUUGAAGCCGCUGCUGGCCAAGUGGCUCGAGGAGGCCGACUCGACCACCGGUUCGCCCACCUCCAUCGACAAGAUCGCCGCGCAGGGACGCAAGCGCAAGAAGCGCACCAGCAUCGAGGUGUCGGUGAAGGGCGCCCUCGAGUCGCACUUCCACAAGCAGCCCAAGCCGUCCGCCCAGGAGAUCGCCUCCCUGGCCGACAGCCUGCAGUUGGAGAAGGAAGUGGUCCGCGUCUGGUUCUGCAACCGGCGGCAGAAGGAGAAGCGGAUGACGCCGCCCAUCAACCAGCCGCAGGCUGGGGCACCCGGCGGCGGACCCCCGACGCCGGACAUGAUGAUGUGCCACGGCGGAUCGCCCGGAGACAUGCACCACCACUCGCCGCCGGCCAUGAUGCAGUCGCCGCCGCCUCCACCCCCGCCCCCGCACUCCGCGCUGCACCCGGGCCAGUCCCUGGCGGCCCACUGACCCACGCUGUACCCCUGCCUAUUCAGCUGCGACGACGCCUAGCCGUUCGCCGGUCUGCAGGACAGGGGUGCGCGAGUGCCGCCACACCCGCCGCGUACAAAAAAGAAAGUGCAAUCCUCCCCCUCAUCACGACGUGGCUGUGGUGGUGAUGGUGGGUGCCGGUGUUGUGUGGCCCGGGACGGGGUGGUCGCCUCGACGUUUUUUGUACAUAUGACGCCGUAUGCAGCGCGACGGACGAUUUCUUCUAAGGGGCCUUCACCCGUCGUCGUCGGACCCAGAUGCCUCCCGCAGAGUGCCGUAAGUGUCAGUGCGCGGUUCUCCUUCGCGCCACUCUGUGACCGAACACGAGGCGACAAACACACACGCAGCGGGAAAGCAAAAACAAAACAAGGUGCCAACCAACGACUCUCCAGACGUUCCUGCUGCACGAAGAGGCGCGUUGACGUCGGCCUUCGGUGUUUGCAGCGACAAAUGUGACGCCGUGAAAACAGCCUGUACACAAACACACACGUACGCGCGCUACACAUGGACGACGCCCCACAACACUCACCGACACACCACUCGCGCUAUCACACUUUUUGUUGUUAUACGCAUUUGUCCCCCCGACAGCAACAAAUGAGACGGAGACAGGCAUGCCCAACUAGUCCAGGUAGGCAGACAUCACUUCUCUCGCUCACUUCGCCGUGUCCUUUUUUUUUUUUUUUAUUUCACCUACGUGACUAUUUCUGUACAAGCCUGGUACUCUGUGCAUCUUUCUGUUCUCUCUUCUUUUUGGUCUGGUCAUUCUGCUGACAGAUUUGUUUAAUUCGUAACGACCGUUCCUCUCUAGAGGUUAAUUACUAUUACUAUAUUUUGUUUUCUUUUUCGUUUGACCACGUUUUAAAUCUGCUACUGUUUGUUUUAUGUCACAUCAUUUUAUAAUUUUUUUUUUCGCGGGCUGUUCUGCUCAACGUAUGAGUACAUUGCAGUCUCUGCUCGUAAUUCGACGCCUGCACGUGUUAUUCUAUUUCACCCUACAUGCACGUCUAAAAGAACGUGAGGGAACUAGUUCUUGAAGGCACGAUGGCGUAAUUAUUAAAAAAAAUUGACGCUAUAACUUUGUAAUCAGAUUGGCUUUUAAAGCAUGACCUUGACAAGAGGGCUUCAAAAAAAAUUUAGAAAUGUGUACGUCGCCCUGCAAAAGUUACUUCGUAGCAAUAUCGAAUUCCUCCGCUGACCGCCGCAAAUGCAGUAGAACCAAUCAAUGCUUACUUGCGUCUUGAAGAAAGAAAAACAACGUUUACAUGAUGCGUGAAUCAACAAAUCAUUCACUCACAAUUGCUCUUUAGCAAAUUUCCGAAUGGAAUCCGCUUAGAAGCAGGACAACGAUGAUGAAGCAGGACAGUCCGCCUUUCAUUUAAUUUCUUUGUUAUAUUUGCCUCGCGGGUGUGUGAAACCCGUGCGAGCAUGUCCACACCGAUCGCACCCUAAAACGUGCUGGGAUAGGCGAUCGUAAACUGUCUUUCACAAAGCGAGACGUUAAUAUACCUCAAAAGAAUACCACUUCGCCUGCUGCUCCCCCGUGUGCGUGUAAAAAAAAAAAAAUUUCUUCAUUCGUUAGGUCAUUGUUUUGUUCCGCGGUGUUUCGAUUGCGUAUGUGUGUGCUGCGUCCGCGUAUUCGUACUGUGUGUGUCCUUUCCUCACAUUGUGUUUUAAAGUGUAUGGCUAUGUGUAUGGUGUAUGGCUGUUCUAUCUCCUAAUCUUUUCGCUUUACGUUUUUCUGGAGGAGGGGGGGGGGGGGGGUGGACUUGUUUCUUAGACUUUCUUUACGCGUAACGAAUGGAGCUAUUGUGUGUCGGACAAUAUAAAUAUAUAAAUAUAUAUAUAAAAAGUUCUUUACUCGGCCUCGUGCCAGUCUCCGAGAUGGUGUAUACAGGGAACAUGUUAAUUCCUUUUGUGUAACGCUAUACGCGUGGCCAGCACUUGGCGCGCCGAGCUUUAAAAGUCUUUUUCGCUAUUCACGGGCGGGAGCAUCGUAGCGGCACGCUUGCACUGCUAAAGAAAAAAAAAUUAGAGUGAUUACACAAAAGACCUUGAGGAUGCGAGGACAGCAAUAAACGCGUCGACUGUUGUGCGUACUUAAUUAUCAACGCGGUAAUUAGCAACGUCUUUUUUUUAUUCGUGCAGACCCCGAGAUAGAGGAGAAAGAAAAUUGCGGGUCCCUCGUGGUCGUUCCGCAGCAUUUCAGGCAAGCCCGAGGAAGUGUAUUUGUAUCGCACCGAUCGCUUAUAAAACGGCGAUGACAUUUUGCGAUUGUGGGUCUCGCGGCGAUUCUCUCUCCGCGCGAUAAAUUUUGCGAAGGCGAUAUAGAUACAUAAUAGAAUAAACCGCUGGCAAUUGUGAUGGCGAGACAAUAGUCUCGGAAAGAAAGUGUGACCUUUCCCGUGGCGUUGUUGCUUUCGACGCGUUGAUGCGCAUUUAUUACUAUAUAUUUUUAGCUAUGGAGAGUGCGCGAAAGUAAAGCGACCCAAGAGCACGAAGUUGAGGUGUAUAGUGUGUGUUCUCUCGCGAGGAACUUGUUUUAGGGGCGAAACAGUUUAUAGGGUCGGCGUGUCAUGUCAUCGUCACGGGUAUGCCUCACAAAAAUUUUGUAAAUUGCACUGUCCGCCGUGCACCAGGCAGUUCAUACUAUAUGUGUACUAUGAGUUAAAUGUUUUUUUUUUCUCACUUUCUGACGCGUUCCUAUUCGAGCAUGUAUACAUGGCUCUGAGGUAUGUCAGCGUUCCGUAUUAUAAACGAGCUUGGGUGGUAGCGUUUGCUAAAUUUUUUCCGUCUCGUAAAUCCCUGCUUGUUUAAUUCCGGAUGAUUUGAUUGAUUUGUAGAGUUUAACGUCCCAAAACCACCAUAUGAUAGACGCCGUAUACUGGAGGGCUCCGGAAAGUUCGACCACCUGGGGUUCUUUAAGAUGCACCCAAAUCUGAGCACACGGGCCUACAACAUUUCCGCCUCCAUCGAAAAUGCAGCCGCCGCAGCCGAGAUUUGAUCCCGCAACCUGCGGGUCAGCAGCCGAGUAGCUUAUAUACCACUAGACCACCGCGGCGGGGCUUAGUUCCGGAUGAUGCGUUUCGAAACAUCACCAGCGAGGACCGUCAGUCGUUGCGACGGUUUGUUUUGUGCCGUACAGUGGUGGCAAUUCAAUGUGGAGGGGCGAAAAACAAAACAAAAGCAACGCUACAACAGAGCAACAAAAAACGUUGAAAGACUACGUAUACGUCACUUUAAAAUGUCAUCGAUGUCAUAGCAAGAGCUGACAGAGGCAGCACCCGUUGCUGUGUAGUGCAAUGCAGAUUUUUUUUUUCGUCCCUUAUUUUUCGAUCUCCCCCACGUUGUUACGAGCCAGCCAAAUGUUCUUGCCUCCCGUAAACGAAAAAAAAAAAGUAAGAGCGGGAAAACGUUCAAGCGAGAAAAAGAAACGUGCGCUAUUUAUCGCCAACAAUGCGACGCCGUUGUGUGCGUUCUCUAUCGAGAAUAGAGAGCUGAAGGAACAAAUUAAACAACUAAAAUGGAGCAAUAUGAAAUAGUUUAGCGAAGAAUAGUGUUUCGAAAUCCGCAGAUUCCUAAAGCUUCUUCCCGGCAGUGACGGAGGAGCGUGUGCCAUAUCACGCCGUUUUGCAACUGCGCGCUUGGCAGCCAUGACGACCGAAUAAUUGAAAACAUAAAAAUAAUAAUAUUAAUAAUAAUAAAGGAGCACAGCAGCAGUGACAGACUGUAACUAUAUAGGGAGGAAAAUCGGCGAUUUCGAAAUCAGCGCCAUGACAUCGUCGACUUUCAGUUCUUUUGUGUAUGUUUUUGUUCGAACCAAAGAUUCUAUGGGUGAUUUAGCUUUGGCGCGCGAAUUUUUAUUCAGUUUUUUUGUUGAACUCCGCAGCCACAGACAUACUCCCAGGCGCGCGCCCUACAAGGCAUCUCAGCCCCCGAUGAUCAUUUUCUCCCUCCUUAUCCCUGCUAUAGCAGCAGUGUAUAGCGCGAGCUAGAAAGUCUCGCAAUCCAGUCGGGGGACGUAACAUCUGCAGCGUAGAAAGCUUGGUAUAUGAUCGCCCUGAGGGCCGACAGCUUUUUGAAAAUGUGUGCGCGCAGGCAUGUGAGAAACGACAAAGAGAAAGAACGAGAAUAUCGGCGAAAAUGCUUCUGAACUUGAGUGCUCUUCUAGGAAAGUCUCCGAGGCGCGGCGGUUGGGCUGUGACGUUAGGGGCGUCGCAUUGUAGCAAUGCCAGCGCGAAAGGUCGCCGCAGGCCCGUGUAGAAAUGCAAGAAAGCGUCGUUGUAAGGUGCCCAUGCAUCAACGAUAUAUACGGAAAGCCUGGCAGAGUAUGUGGCAACAUGGUGUGAAGGAGAGAUACGUCAAAAACGCGUUAAUAAUAAGGCAGCUGUCUCGCGUGUGGUACGUGGUCCCUGCAGAGAACUGUUACUGGUAGUUCAUUUAUAAUGCCGUUUGCUAAGCAGAGCUCAGCCGGGGCACACGUUGCUGUGGCGGCGCUGUAAUCAAAAUUUAUAUCGAUGAGUUAGGUCUUUUUUUUCUCGUGGUUGCUUUGAGAGAAUGCAGUAAGACUUGUGUUGUGUCACGAUAACUAAUGGGAACCACCUCGUUGUAUUAAGGUUCGCUUACAUCUCAUCUUUCAGUAGUGCGUGAUUUGUGAUGGACUAAGUCGUGAAGUUGCGUAAUCUUCAGACACACUGAACUGGUAGGAAUUUGUUGACGUUUGCAUAUAGAUACGGCUGGCUUAAUAAUCGAGGUUGCUGCCAUUGCUUCUACGUUUAUCGAUCAGCCAUGAUCAUUACCGAUGGAAAUCUACCGCAUUUAGGUAGGGGUGUUGGAGUGACAAGAAAAUGCCCGUGUGCUCUAUAAUCUGAUCGCCCGCACUGAAUGCGUACCCGGUACCCCAAAGUAUAUAGAGUUGAGCGUCUCAUUUAGCUUUAGCACACACGUUUGGAAUGUGAGAAAUUGCUGAGUCAUAUGGUCGCGACCACCGUGGUAGCAAAAUGUUGGAAGUCAAGAAAGUGAAACGUAAAGGAAGUACGAGGAGGUUAUUGAGAGGAAAUUUUCGGUACGCUACUUUGUGCGUAGGAAGUCAAGAGAGUAAAAGAAACGCAAAAGGUCUGUAAAGAUAUAACAAAGUCAUUAAGGCUAUUAGACUAGGCACAAAUAAUGUGCUAAAACAUUUUCUGCGUAAACUGCAAUGCUUAAAUGUUGAGGCCUGUACGUGGACGCAUUAAGCUUAAGAAAGGAAGGUCGCCAUAUAAAACACCGAGUCACGCGUGAAGCUUGCGUUUAAAAAUGAGGGGAUCGUCGUACUAAUAGACCUAUGUCAAGAUCGACGGUCGACGUUCGGCUGGUUGCACCGUCACAGACAAUCAUCAGCUGACCGUUAAUUGCUGUUCCGUAUCUUACGUUAUUUUCCUCGACUCGCAGCGAAUAGUUAUUUAGCAGAGAACCAGGGAAGCCUAUGAGCACUCGCGCUUUUAUUUCAUUUUUUUUUUCAUUAUUUUGAUUUAUUUCGCGAAACGAACGUGGUAUCCAGUUUGGGCGAUAAAACUGGUGAACGUGCGAACGCGAUGUUUCUCUGCGCGUAAAAAGUGUGUAUAAGGUGAACGUGCAUCGCCGUGGCUUUUCCCUGCGUGUCUAAUUACUUGAAGUUGCGACGAAAAUGGCUCGAAUUGAAAUGAAGAAAUUGUUGAACGACAACGAAAGAACAAAACAAAACUGCGCAAAAAGGGUGAGUCGACAGUCCAUUCAGCGACGCUUCCGACGGCUCAUAAUUUAAGCGUUGAAUGGUCGCUAUAAACAUUGUGCGCGUAGCGUAGGAGAGAUAGAUAUGCUGGCAUAUUCGCGAAUCGUGUACGCGAAUCCUUUUGUGAAGACGCUCGUAGAAUGAACUAUAUUAUGGAGGGAAAAGGAGAGAAUGAGAGGCAAGUCGUGCUUCUAUGAUUGUUGUGUCGGGAGCGUUUACAUCGUAUUCAUUGACCUUAACGGAGACGUUGCUAUGAAAAAAGGAAAUUGUUUUAAAUGGAGGAAGUAAAUCAUUCCUGCCCCGAGCGUUGCGACUCCUGAAAUUUCGUUAAUGGUCUUAUAAACGAGAUUGAAGAAAAGUGCAAUUUAAUGUGUACAGUUAUACGACGCUUUUCUAAUGCUUCGCUCCGUUUAAUGUAACGUAAUUUAUCGUUCUCCCGGUUUGUGCCGUUCGUCUGCAGGACACGAGGUUGCCAGAGCGAUCGCCUCGGUCGUGGUCCGUGUGACGUAAUGCGAGAGAAACAAAUUGAUGCUCGCGUGCCGUGGUUCGGAUGCGCAUUUAAAAACGUCAGCUUGGUCGAAUUCUAUAGUUCCCACGCUGAACCGUCUCCCAAUAGGGCGGUUACGUUGCUUCGGGACUCGAAAUCUCACUCUACUAUCGAUUUCGUUCGUCACAAACAGUCAGUACCAGCACGUCGAGCCGUUUCGUUCAUUACAAAGUCGUGCAGCUGUAUGUGUGUAGAUCGCUAUAGGCGUGCGUGGUCAGGUAGAAAUAAAACUAGCACGAAUAAAAGCAUUCGAUGAGCGAUAUCGAAACUAUGGCAAAUGCUAUAAUGAAUUGGGACGUGCAAGGCGAUUGCUCCCGCCUUAGCUAGAGCAAUAAAUGGACGCUCCAUGAUUAUUUUUAACGACAUUAAUUAACAAUGUCCACCCCUCUUUGUUUUGCAUUCUUUGUUUUUCGAACAGGUUGCGGUGAGAAGAGAAUUGCAGAAAUACGUGGGAACUAAUUUCACGUAGCCUUUAGUGCAAGUUGCAUCUCGGCAAAUUAAGCGACGACGUUGGGAAGCACGCAUUCUCCUUUCCAUAUUUGCAUAGUAGAUACACGACAUUCAAAACACGAAGGAAUCGAAAAAAAGAAAACUGGGGUGUCGAGGUUGAAGUCACUACGGCUACAGAGCCAGCCCUUACGGGAAUGCGGUCAAACAUGGAGAGUUUUGUCGAAAAUGCCAUUAUCGUAUUGGCAUCCUUCGCUUCCUAUUCCGUUUGGAUUUACUAUAGACGCCGUGAUCUGUGAGGAUACGGUAUGGAUUUCGUACUUUAAAUGAAGACCAGUAUGGGUGUAAUAUUACGUUCGCUCUCUCCCUCUCCUAAAUUAUACGAACUGUAACUUCCCACCUACAGAACAUCACUGGACACACAGAGGAACACCGAGGGAAGCAUUCCUUUUUGCCUCUCUUGUACAGUUGCGAGUGCACAUGAUAAAUGUGUGUGUACAGAUUCACUUUGCAUUCAGGGAAAUACGUUCUCACAGAAAGCUAUAGAAGCAAGUCUGUUCCUUCUUCGUGCUUGGACACGAUUAACGACGCACUGAAACUAUUAGGAAAAAAAAAGAAACAAGCAAAUAAGCACACGCUGUUGUUUUGUCUGGGCAACGAGUUGUCGACGUCCGCUUCGCUGGUGUGUAACAGUGUUUCGCGUCAGUCCAUGCACGUCCUCGCGUUCUGUUCUGUCUUUCAGCCUGCUUUCCUAAUUGCGUUUUGUACUUUGUCCUUCGUCCUGUAAGACGUCCUUCCUCUGAGACAUGAUUCGAAAGGUCGAUCUUCCCGCUUAUAUAGCCCACGCUUGACGGGUGCAAGUUCUGCGAUAGCGCGUGGUCUCAACGGGGCAACCACAUGAAGCGUAUUUGGCGCGCCAGCUCGCGUCCAUCUCGCGUCGUGGAGCAGUUACGUCUGAAUAACGGCUGAAUUUUGUUUCUAAGCAGUUUUUUCCAAUUCAAUCAGCAGCCACACAGAAUAGGUUUUUUUUUUCUUUGUAAUCAAGAGGAGUAGAAAGAUGAGCGGUGCGUUACUCAGUACGCGAGAAAGACGCGUCAUGUGGUUCGCCGUCAUCGGACGACGCCUAAGUGUAGGUUGAAAUGAGUGUAGCGUAUACAAUGGCAACAAAGAGAUGGUAACGAUGUGAAAUAUGGGUCAAUAGCAUAGGUAAAGGAAGUGUUGAUACUGAUAACUGGAAUUUCCAGCGAGGGUAUAUUUAAUCCUGAGUACGAAAAACUAUGAUGAAGAAUAUCCUGUGCUUGUCUCCUUUCAAACAUGACUCCGCAGAGUUCUCAAAUUCGUUUUCUUUGCACUCGAACCUUCUUGCUCUUUUGUGUCUCUUUUUGUCACUGACUUUUUUUUUACUGCGAGUCGAAUGUCACAGUGUCAAAACAACAGCCAUUGUUUGAGCGUUGCCUUUCAACCGAGCUGUUAGCCUACUUUGCUCUGAUCGAUAAUUGUAUUUUUGUGAGACUGCAGUUUGUCACACUGCCGUGAGGUGUCGCAAUGUCGCUUCAUGUGGCGCCGCGUAGUGCUUGUCCCUGUCCCCAAUUGAGCGAGGUUGUCUCAAGCGGUUCGUGGCUAUGAAAUAUACCAGCCAUCAAGAACUGUUAAAAGCAUGAUUACGUUCACUAUUACAAAUAAGAUUCUUGUCAGAGAGGUUGUUUAAAAUCAAUUUUAACUGAUCAUCUUUCAGCAUCCAUCGAUGUGUUAUUCACAAAGUUCGAGAAACCUCUUGCGAAAGUCACAAAAAGUGCGCAUUAGUGUUUGCCUAAUGACUGCGUGCGAUGCUAUUUUAGCACGAAUUUCUUGUUGCACGUGCGCUCCAAAAGUGAUAUUGCGACACACCGCGAAAUACAGUCGUCUUUCGUUGUCCUGCAUUAUUCUUCGUUUCUUAUUUCGAGGAACAAAACAAAAGUUUUAGGUCGCCUGGCACCUCAGUUUCUUUUGAAAGAGGGGACGUAGAAAUAUGUGUGGAUGUCUAGCAAAUGGAGAUGACGUAAACUCAAUAAUCUUAAAAAAGAACAAUGUCUUGCUAACCUAGACGAAGCAGCGAAAGUGUGUUUUAUUUAUUUCUUAUUUUACCGACGAAUAUUUGGUACUAUUGACUGUACAGUGAUCGAAGGUUUAGAGCAAUAUGAGCUCGCCAGGCAGACAAAACAUUUUUCAACAAGUACGUCACGGUUGGGUUCAGCAAAUGGGAAGGGCAUGGACAGCUCGCCGUGCCCUGUCUGUAGACAUGCAUGAUAGAUUACAGGCAGUCUUCUGACACUAAAACAAGACGGAACAUGCCGCAGGCAUUGCCGAGAUGGAUGUGUUCAGUCAAAAUCCACGCCCUGCUUUCCUGAGUUUUUUAUAAUAAGAUGGAUCUUAGUCAAAUCAUUGUUUUUUUCUUGUCGCAUUAUAUGGCUGUUGCGUUUCGAGCCGCACAGAAAUUUAAUGAAAUGCUCUUCGAAAGUCAUUGUAGCGUAAAUUACGCCUUACACAGAGUGAUACAAUACAGUGUCCACCUGCUUCCAUAAAGUAGUGGAACAAUGCUAAGAAAGAUCCGUGAAGUAAGUUAACCUUAAGCGUGGCUUUCGCACGCUGCGGAAGAAUAGUUGAGCCAUCGCCGUACUGAAUACCUUGACAUUUUCAUUGAGAAAUACGAGCCCAUAGUGUACUGAACACAUGUGCGCACUUUGAGAUCUUCGCGAGACUGGCGCUGUCUACGUGAAGAUCGAACGUUACACGUUACCACGUAGCGCGCACUUUGUCCCUUCAAUCUGUGAGCGCUUUCCAAGUGCACUGCUCAAAUAUCGUGCUUUUCAUUGAACGUUUUCAGCCUGUCGGUAAAGUCAUCUGAAUACUUCCGAGCUUCCGCACGUAUUAUUUCUCGCCCCCUUCUUUCUUUUUAAUGUCUUGCUGCCAUAAACGUGCGCAAAGGGAUAGGGGGAGGGGGGCUGAUGGGCGGAAGAAGGGGCCCACCCUAUAUAGUCACCACGAGGAGGGUACUUAAUGAAUCUGCCCCAUACAUUUACCUAAUGCGAACAUUCCCCCCCCCCCCCCCCCUCGCCUGAUCAGCGACCCUGCGCACGGCUGUGCUACUCAGUUCUCUGCUCAGGAGUUUUUUUUUUCUUUUUCCCGGUGAAUUAGGAUGAACACGCUGCUGACAGUUCAUGUGUUGCUCUCGUUUUUCUUCCCCAGACUGCAUUAUGUUUCUGUGCAUUGUAUGUGCGUUUAUUACCUAAAUUGGCGUUUUCCAUGUGUUUUAUGUUUAAAGUGCUGCCGUGCGCAUUGUGCUACCGGUGUGAUCAUUGUUGAACCAUGUAUUCCUUCUCGACUCUACUGUAUUGUACACUCCCGUGUCAUGCACGUUUUCUUGUUUAUUUGUUUCUUGCUCCAUGCUUACGGCUACAUUCCAACAAAUGUUCAUAAACCAGGUAAAUGUACGGGCGUUCAUGUACAUGUCAGAGAGUGAGAGAGAGAUUAGUUGAGGAAAAUAAUAGCAGAGGAGAAAAAAUGGAACUAUUUUCCCAUUCGAGAACGGAUUUGUCUUCCGUGUCUCGAUCGAGUCAUUGAAAUUUCUUUUGUUCGUUUGUUUGUUUCGCUUGUGUAUAUAGAAUCGCCCGAAAGUGUGUAUGUGUGUGUGCAUUUGUAUGUCGCGAGAUGACGUGUGUGCGUGCGUGUGAAAAACAAACAAGCAAACAAAUGGAUUGACGCCUGAAGACGAAGUGAUGAGCAUGCUUGACGUGUGGUGCGCGUUUCAACUGUAAUGAAAACGACGGGUGGCGCUGUUUUUUUUUGUUUGUUUAAUUUGCCUCAACAAACACGCAAGGACGAUGGAUGUACAUAUAAAACACAAGAGACUUUGAGAGACAAAAAAACUGGUCUAUGUAUGUAUACUAUACAGAUAUAUAUAGUUGUCUAUGACCAAUCCUUUUUUUUUUUAAUUUUCGCUGCUGUGGAUGGUCAGUGGUCGCGGUUGCUGUGUGACUGUGUAUGUACUACAUAGCUUUCCUCUUUGCGUCUAUUACAAACUCACUCAGCCUCUCCCUUUCCCAAACUUUUUUUUUGUCUGUCACGCAUGCUACCUGUUUGCGCGAUGCUUCGCAAACCUAAAACACCCUCGCUGAUCACGUGACCGUCAGGUUUACGUGUUAGCCUCGACGAUCCUUUUCAAUUCUCUGUCUGUGUUCCUGUUUUUUCAAUCUUAGGGGUUUUUUUUUUUACAUUUCCAAAUGAGUGAACGAUGGACGAAAUGAUGUGAACAGAAGAGUGACGAUUAUAUGCGGACAUUUUUAUGAUGGACACAGUUCGUAUCCAUAAAUAUAUUUGUGCCUGUAAAAAGCGAAAAAAAAAG
This is a messenger RNA of Rhipicephalus microplus (southern cattle tick), 12419 nucleotides long. RefSeq names its product ventral veins lacking (gene vvl). The record is from RefSeq and is a predicted model, not a curated record. Lineage: Eukaryota; Metazoa; Arthropoda; Arachnida; Ixodida; Ixodidae. Gene Ontology annotation, biological process: brain development; regulation of transcription by RNA polymerase II. Gene Ontology annotation, cellular component: nucleus. Gene Ontology annotation, molecular function: DNA-binding transcription factor activity, RNA polymerase II-specific; RNA polymerase II cis-regulatory region sequence-specific DNA binding.